Molecule: messenger RNA, 1155 nt
Organism: Exophiala spinifera
Lineage: Eukaryota; Fungi; Ascomycota; Eurotiomycetes; Chaetothyriales; Herpotrichiellaceae
Exons: 4
Coding region: 1-1155 (384 amino acids)
Biological process (GO): formaldehyde catabolic process
Cellular component (GO): cytosol
Molecular function (GO): S-(hydroxymethyl)glutathione dehydrogenase [NAD(P)+] activity; zinc ion binding
Source: RefSeq, a predicted model, not a curated record
AUGGCAUUAUUGGGACACGGGGACAAUAAUGAGCAGAGUAUCCUCGGGAGUACCGAAGCUCUUGUCGUGUCCCAACUGGGCGGGCCGUUCGAGCUAAAGGAGCUUCAACUGAAGGAAAUGCGCAGCGACGAGAUUGUGGUCAAGAUGGUAGCCACCGGCAUUUGCCAUACCGAUUUGGCAACAGCGCAUGGUUUCAAAGGGCCAGGUCUACCCGCAGUCUUGGGUCAUGAAGGGUCUGGUAUUGUUGAGAAAGUCGGGGCAGAUGUCAAGCAUGUCGGUGUUGGAGAUCAUGUGUUACUAACGUAUAAUGCCUGCCUGGAGUGCACACCUUGCCGACGAGGCAAAUACUCGUACUGCAAGCACGCGGAAAGAUUAAACUUUGGUGGCUCACGAUUGGAUGGCACGAGGACGUUCUCAUACAAUGAUGAAGAUAUCAACUCGGCCUAUUUCGGCCAGUCUUCCUUUGCGAAGAGGGCCAUUGUGCGUGGGGUUUGCGCGGUCAAAGUCGAUAAGACGCUGCCGUUGGAUAUCCUAUGCUGCAUUGGGUGUGGAAUACAAACGGGCGCGGGCACUGUUUUAAACGUCCUCAAACCCCAUGUCGGAUCCUCGAUUGCUGUGUUUGGUGUUGGUGGUGUAGGACUGGCGGCCGUCAUGGCCGCGAAGAACUUCACUCCCGCCACAAAGAUCAUCGCCGUCGAUAUCGUGGAUUCGAGACUGGAAAUGGCUCGAGAUUUGGGUGCAACACAUGUCCUGAACUCCAAGGGACGUGAUAUUGUCGAGCUUAUCCAUUCCGUGACAGAUGGUGACGGCGUCGACUAUGCUUUGGACGGGACUGGCAAACUUGCGGUGGUUCAAGCAAUGAUAGCAUCGACAGCAAACAGUGGGAUCGCUGCCACAGUCGGCGGUGUGCCUGCUGGACAGCACGUCCAAAUUGAGCCAUCGACUUGGCUCCAGCGGAAUGUCAGUUACAUUGGAUCUUGUCAAGGUUCAUCGGUGCCUCAACAGUUCAUUCCAGCGUUGGCGGAAUUCUGGAGGCAGGGUAGAUUCCCUAUCGAUCGACUUACCAGGUCCUACCCAUACAAGGAGGUGAACCAGGCCAUUGAUGAUAUGCACCAUGGUCGAACAAUCAAACCCAUCUUGAUCUGGGCCGAUUGA